This is a messenger RNA of Paracoccidioides lutzii Pb01, 2217 nucleotides long. RefSeq names its product pre-rRNA-processing protein ESF1. Gene Ontology annotation, molecular function: RNA binding. The record is from RefSeq and is a predicted model, not a curated record. The transcript has 2 exons. Gene Ontology annotation, cellular component: nucleus. The coding region runs from base 1 to 2217 and encodes 738 amino acids. Gene Ontology annotation, biological process: rRNA processing.
AUGGCCGAGACACAGAAGUCAAAGCCCAAGCGGGCAAAGUCCGGCAAAGAUGUCGCUGGUCCUGUCAUAACUGAUCCGCGAUUCGCCAACAUCCAAUCCGAUCCCCGAUACCGGCUCCCGAGCAAGAGACACACUCAUGUUAAACUCGAUAAACGAUUUGCGCACAUGCUGCGCGAUGACGACUUUUCAAGAACAGCAGCUGUUGACCGGUACGGGAGGAAACUGCGGAGAGAUGAUACGAAGAAACAGCUGGAGAGGUUUUACAGGCUUGACGAAGAGGAUGAGGACGAAAAACUUGGGGAUGAUGAUAACAUGGAUGUGGAGGAUGAUGAAAUUGUGCAAAAGGAAUUGCGAAAUGCGGAUAAACGGAAGUACGAUCCCGCCAGAGACGGGGGAUUUUCCGAGUCUUCAUCGGACGAGAGUUCAAGUGAGGACGAGGAGGAAGGUGUUGAGGAUGAAGUGGAGGAAAUACAGUUUCCCAAUCAGCAGCAGGGUGAUGUGCCCCUUGGUGAUAUCAGCCGGCGAAUCGCAGUUGUCAACCUGGAUUGGGAUAAUAUCCGUGCGGAAGAUUUGAUGGUUGUGUUUUCGAGCUUUUUACCUCCUGGAGGGAGUAUACAUAAAGUGUCUGUUUAUCCCAGCGAAUUUGGGCGGGAGAGAAUGGAGAGGGAGGAAAUGGAAGGACCCCCUAAAGAAAUAUUCGCCAAGAAGAGGGAUGAAGGGAGUGACGUGGAAGCUAGCGAAUCGGGGGGUGAUGAGGUAGAUGAGGAGGAGGAAGAGGAGAAAAUCAAGCAGUCUAUCAUCAAGGAAGAUCAGGGCGACGAGUUUGAUUCUACCCAUCUUCGAAAAUACCAGCUCGAGAGGCUCCGUUACUAUUACGCUAUUCUGACCUGCUCAUCUGAGGAGGCUGCAAAACAUAUCUACGAUGCUGUGGACGGAACUGAGUACAUGAGCAGUGCGAACUUUUUUGACCUUAGAUUUGUACCUGAUGAAACCGAUUUUUCACAAGAUAUACCUAGGGACGAGUGUGAAAGGAUACCUGAUGGAUACAAGCCUAACGAUUUCGUGACGGACGCCUUGCAACAUAGUAAGGUUAAGCUCACUUGGGAUGCGGAUCACACGAGUCGGAAAGAAGCACAGGCAAGAGCGUUCAAAGGCGGCAGGAAAGAGAUUGAUGAGAAUGAUCUCAAAGCAUAUUUGGGCAGUGAUAGCUCUGAUGAUGAGGAUGAAGAGGAUGAAGGAGUUGAGGUUGUUGAUUCUACAACAAGGGAUGGCUCCUCCGCGACCGCAGCCCCAAUUAAACUAAGCAAGAAAGAGGCUGCCCGAGAGAAGGUGCGCGCUCUACUUGGACUUAAUAAGGAAAAGUCCGCAAGUGAAUAUAAGAGCAAAGGACCAGUUGGAGAUAUGGAAAUCACAUUUUCAGCUGGACUUUCUGCAGGGGCGUCUCGUGGAAAUGUGUUUGAGAAUGAGCCAGAGAAGGAUGAGACGACAGCAGAAAAAUAUAUACGGAAAGAAAGGGAACGCAAAGCGAGGCGGAAAGCAAGAAUGAAGGCAACUAGAAAUGGCGAGCCUCUGCCAACGGAGGGUGAGGAUGGUAAAAAUAAAGGUCCUGAAGCCUCGAAUGAUGAAAAGGAGGACUUGGGCUUCGAUGAUCCGUUCUUUACUGCUCCUGGAUUGGAUGUGGCUGUGUCUGCGGCACAGCGCAAGGAGGAAAGACGAAAGAAACGCGAGGAGCGAGACGCAGAUGAAGCUGCUACGGCUUCAAAGCGCGCUGAGCUUGAACUACUUAUGAUUGACGACAAGGCUUCACGCAUUAAACAUUUCGAUAUGAAGGAGAUCGAGAAGGCGGAGAAAAGAGCUCGAAAAGCAGGGAAACUGAAAAGGGUGAAGGGAGGUCAAGCUGCUGAACUUCCAGUGGAUGACUUCAAGGUGGACGUCAAGGAUGAGCGAUUCCAACGACUCUGGGAGAAUCAUGAGUUUGCGAUUGACCCUUCGAAUCCGCGGUUCAAGGCAACGGAGACCAUGAAGGCGUUGUUGGAAGAAGGACGGAAAAGGCGGCGGAAUAAGGAUGAUGGCGUCGUGGAUCGAGAGAUACCUGAGCCCGGGAUGAAAAGGAGGAAAGGAUCCGGCCCUGGUGCAGUUCCGAGUGUAGCUGAGGCUGAUGAUUUGAAAAAGUUGGUGGAACGGGUGAAGGUAAAGAGCAAGAGGAUUAAGUCAUAG